Messenger RNA from Symbiodinium sp. CCMP2592, 477 nucleotides. NCBI's taxonomy places the organism in Eukaryota, Dinophyceae, Suessiales, Symbiodiniaceae. The record is from the annotation of a GenBank genome assembly.
AUGUUGCCCUUCGACCAGGAGGAAUGGCGUGAGAGCCUGGAGAAGCAGAGCCAGCCUCUGGAGCUGCGCUGCGUGAAGGGGGAGCUGGAGCUGUUGAAGGCUCUGGUGGAGUUGAUCCGCUCAGCCGAUCCAGACGUCUGCUUGGGUUGGGAACUUCGCAGCAGAAGCUGGGGCUUCGUCCUCGCGCGCGCCCGGGCGCUAGGAGCCGAGGACUUGCGGAGACAGCUGUCGCGAGUACCACACGAUGCUAGCCCGCUUCCGCUCCCACAGCCUACGUCGGCAUCGUCGAUUGGCCCUGGCCAGGAUCCUCGCACCUACGAGUCAGAAAUGAUUGCACCCAGCGAUUUGCAGCUUCCUGGGCGGCUCCUCCUGAAUGUCUGGCGGCUCCUCAUGCACAUCACCUUUGGGGCCAAGUUGCGGAGUUUUGCCCCCCAGGACUCCAAGAGUACGAGUACGCAAUGUCAAAGUCAUAGCUGA